Messenger RNA from Capsella rubella, 1499 nucleotides. Its product is annotated as WAT1-related protein At2g37460. Gene Ontology annotation, cellular component: plasma membrane. The transcript has 6 exons. Bases 107 to 1249 code for a protein of 380 amino acids. The record is from RefSeq and is a predicted model, not a curated record. Lineage: Eukaryota; Viridiplantae; Streptophyta; Magnoliopsida; Brassicales; Brassicaceae. Gene Ontology annotation, molecular function: transmembrane transporter activity.
UACCAACUCAUUCAUCAGUUCAUAAAAAAAUCUCUCCAUAUAUCUCCUUUGCGACUACUUUGAAUUACAUCCAAAUUAGAUUCUUCAUCUUAAUUAAGCUAUUAAGAUGGAGGAAGUAAAGAAGAGGGAUUGUAUGGAGAAGGCAAGACCAUUCAUUUCGAUGGUGGUGUUGCAAGUAGGACUAGCGGGAAUGGAUAUUCUCUCAAAGGCUGUCCUAAACAAAGGCAUGAGCAAUUACGUCCUUGUUGUUUACCGUCAUGCUGUUGCUACCGUCGUUAUGGCUCCCUUCGCCUUCUACUUCGACAAGAAGGUGAGACCAAAGAUGACACUGAUGAUAUUCUUCAAGAUUUCACUCCUUGGUUUACUCGAGCCAGUGAUCGAUCAGAACUUAUACUAUCUAGGGAUGAAAUACACUACGGCUACAUUUGCGACCGCCAUGUACAACGUCCUACCCGCAAUCACUUUUGUCCUAGCCUAUAUAUUCGGGCUCGAAAGAGUGAAGCUACGGUGCAUCAGGAGCGCGGGUAAGGUGAUUGGGACCUUGGCUACAGUUGGAGGAGCCAUGAUCAUGACACUUGUUAAAGGCCCGGUUCUUGAUCUCUUCUGGACCAAAGGAAUCUCUUCAAAAAACACAGCCGGGACUGAUAUUCACAGCGCCAUCAAAGGAGCAGUAUUGGUCACAAUUGGUUGUUUUAGCUAUGCUUGUUUCAUGAUUCUUCAAGCGGUCACACUGAGAACUUACCCGGCCGAGCUUUCUCUCACAGCAUGGAUAUGCCUAAUGGGGACACUAGAAGGAACGGUCGUGGCAUUAGUGAUGGAGAAAGGGAAUCCUAGUGCUUGGGCCAUUGGUUGGGAUACUAAACUUCUUACCUCCACCUAUAGUGGGAUAGUAUGCUCAGCAUUGGCUUACUAUGUUGGAGGAGUGGUGAUGAAAACUAGAGGUCCUGUAUUUGUAACAGCUUUUAGUCCUCUAUGUAUGAUCAUAGUGGCUAUUAUGUCGACCAUCAUCUUUGCAGAGCAGAUGUAUCUAGGAAGGGUUCUUGGUGCGGUUGUUAUAUGUGGAGGGUUAUACCUUGUGAUAUGGGGAAAAGGCAAAGAUUACAAAUAUCAAACCACACCGCUAACAAAUGAUGAAUCAACACAACCAAAGCUACAACUAAGCGGAAUUGAGAAGGAUAAUACUGAUCAUGAAGUCAUUACAAUCAACAAGGAAGGAGAACAAAGAAGAACAAUUGUAGAUUCAGUCUAACUCAACGACACAAAUAUUUUCAUGGAGGAGUCAGAACGUAUAACAAUUUCACUAGUUUCCACUAUAUAUGUAUCAGAGAAACUGAAGAAAAGAAAUUGCUAACUACCAUGGAGGGAAAGAAAAAAAAAACACUGUCCAAGCCGAAUAGAGUGCAAAAUUUAUAUAUGAUAAAACUAUGUGAUUCAUGCAGUUCUAUACAAUGAAUAUGGUAACUGAAUUACCAAUACAUUAGAAAUUUCUUGACAAUGAA